Messenger RNA from Notolabrus celidotus (New Zealand spotty), 2517 nucleotides. RefSeq names its product neuronal acetylcholine receptor subunit beta-2-like. NCBI's taxonomy places the organism in Eukaryota, Metazoa, Chordata, Actinopteri, Labriformes, Labridae. Gene Ontology annotation, cellular component: postsynaptic membrane; neuron projection; synapse. Gene Ontology annotation, biological process: monoatomic ion transmembrane transport; nervous system process; regulation of membrane potential. The record is from RefSeq and is a predicted model, not a curated record. The transcript has 8 exons. Gene Ontology annotation, molecular function: transmembrane signaling receptor activity; acetylcholine-gated monoatomic cation-selective channel activity. The coding region runs from base 19 to 1512 and encodes 497 amino acids.
AGAAGCUGGGCCAGGAAGAUGAUGACCAUCGCGGUUCUCCUCCUUUCCCUUCUCGCGCAGACAAGCAGCUGGGCAGAGAAUGCAGAAGAGCGGCUGGUGAACUACCUAUUGGGUCCAGAACGCUACAACAAACUGAUCAGACCUGCAGUCAAUAAGACCCAGCAGGUCACCAUCUCCAUACAGGUGUCUCUUUCUCAGCUCAUCAGUGUGAAUGAAAGAGAACAGAUAAUGACGACCAACGUAUGGCUGUGUCAGGAGUGGAAUGACUACAGGUUGAGAUGGGACCCUGACAAGUAUGGUGGUAUCAAGAAGCUAAGAAUACCAUCCAAACACAUCUGGCUACCUGAUAUAGUGCUCUACAACAAUGCUGAUGGCGUAUAUGAGGUUUCCUUCUAUUGCAAUGCUGUGGUCUCCAACACUGGAGACAUCUUCUGGCUUCCACCAGCCAUCUACAAGUCAGCCUGUGCCAUUGAGGUGCAGUACUUCCCAUUUGACGAACAGAAUUGCACUCUCAAGUUCCGCUCUUGGACCUAUGACCACACAGAAGUGGAUCUAGUUCUCACAAGUGACUUUGCCAGCCGUGAUGACUUCACUCCAAGUGGCGAGUGGGACAUUGUCUCACUCCCAGCACGCAAAAAUGAAGACCCAAGUGACAUCACCUACCUGGACAUAACCUAUGAUUUUGUAAUCCAGAGGAAACCGCUAUUCUACACCCUUAACAUGAUCAUACCAUGUGUGCUCAUCACUUCCCUGGCUAUCCUUGUGUUCUACCUGCCAUCAGAUUGCAGGGAGAGGAUGACGCUGUGUGUAUCAGUGCUGCUUGCACUAACUGUGUUCUUGCUGCUGAUAUCGAAGAUAGUGCCACCUACCUCCUUUGCAGUACCACUAAUAGGUAAAUACUUGAUGUUCACCAUGGUGCUGGUUACUUUCUCGAUUGUGACCGCAGUCUGUGUCCUCAAUGUGUACCAUCGCUCCCCAUCCACCCAUCACAUGCCAAACUGGGUUAAACAGCUUUUCUUAGUCCGCCUGCCCGCAUGUCUCCUCAUGAGGCGUCCAGGCUCUCUCAAUGCCCACUGUAAAGAUGACCAGAGGUCUGCCAAGAGAAACAAUCCCCGGAGUGGCACAGAGAAGAAGCAGCACCCCAACAUCAGACUCAGUGGGAUCCCAACAGACACCAACUCUUUCUAUGUGAAUGAAGACGUGGCACACAGUUAUUGCCGGAAGGUUGGUGACACCAAACCAGACUCCCAGAAGCAUACGGCAGUCCAGGGGGAUGCAGAUCUGGAGGAAGCUGUGGAUGGAGUCAGAUACAUUGCCAAACACAUGAAGACAGAGGAAGAUAAUGAAGGGAUUAUAGAAGACUGGAAGUUUGUUGCUAUGGUGAUUGACCGCCUGUUCCUGUGGAUCUUCAUCCUGGUCUCUGUGGUGGGAACUCUGGGGCUCUUCUUGCAGCCCCUGUUCCAGAGCUAUAACACACCUGCUGCUGACGACACAGAGUACAGAGACUUUUAGGACCUCUGAUGAAGAUGAAAAUAGUCGAAUUAAUUUCAAUUACAGAAACUUUGCAAUUGUAACCAGCCUGGUCAAUAAAGCCAGCUACAGUAUAGUUUUAGUAUUGGUGGGCAUUGAACACAUAAAAAAUAAUACUGGAAUGCUUUGUCUUACUGCAUGCUUUCUAUUUUUCAUGGACUAGACCUCAAAUACAAGCUUUAGGUGUGUCCACUGCCGCCGUUUUUUGUGACUCUCAAUGUGACUCUACUUUUUCAGCUGUAAAUGCUGAUGAGAAGUGGUCUGAAAUUGAGGUCAUGGGCGCUUAGAGCGAAAAAAAUGGCGGCAGUGGACACAGCACCUAAAGUCAUCCAAGGCAUGGCAAAUUUGAUAAAAGUUUUAUGAUUUCUGACCUGAAUUUGGAAUUCUCAGGUAACUCAAUGCCUACCAUAACACAUCGCACAAGGCAGUUGAACUCAAUUUCUUUCUAGUGUUAAACUUUCCAAAUCUAAGGAAUAUCCACUAACCAUAAAGCGUAUGAUCCAAUCCAGGCCAUUUCUUGUCUUUGUAAAGUUUUGGCUUACUGCUGCUGGGACACAAAUCUUUACAUACUGAAGUGCAAUGAAGAAACAAGCCUUUAAAAUUGUAUAUAUGGCAUUUUAAGACAUCAUCGAAUGGUACCAGUACAGGUUGGUACUUUUUAUUGGCAAAAUUUCUGCUUUAUAAACAGAAAACACAGACCACUAGGUAAUUUUACUUUGGAAUAUUUUGAAGUAUCAUCUCUCUUACUCUGCCCUCGUUAAUGCUUCACUUUUGGAAAUCAUCUCUACCACACACUCGUGUUUAAGUUUGUAUUCCUUUUUAUUUUGGAUAUUUUGGAUUCUGGAUAUUCUCCUCUUGGUUGCCUUUUCUGUAUUUAUUUUAUUGUCUUAGUAUUCUCUUAUGUGAUUUUCUAAAUGUGCCAUUUCAUAUUUCACUUGUAGUAGAACCAGGUUACACACAGAAACUGUAUUAUUUUACAUGUUCAAA